Molecule: messenger RNA, 639 nt
Organism: Morchella importuna
Lineage: Eukaryota; Fungi; Ascomycota; Pezizomycetes; Pezizales; Morchellaceae
Exons: 3
Coding region: 1-639 (212 amino acids)
Biological process (GO): regulation of transcription by RNA polymerase II
Cellular component (GO): mediator complex
Molecular function (GO): transcription coregulator activity
Source: RefSeq, a predicted model, not a curated record
AUGGCAGACAACCCCCAAAAGUCGCUCGAAACCACCCGCCAGCGCUUCAACCAGCUCGCCUCCGCGCUGCGCACCUUCAACGACGUGCUGCACCACGGCCCCGCCGACGCUCUCCCGCCCUGGAUCACCCUCCAAUCGCACUUCAACGUCCUCUCCUCCACGCUCGACUCCCUCUCGCACACCCUCGCCACACACUUCCCCCCCGCCACCACCACCCCGACCGCCCUCGUCUCCUACCCGCUCCCGACUUUCCCGGCCCCCACACAGUCCAUCCUCCUCUCCAUGCUCUGCAACAAGAAGCCCAACGCCACCGUGUCGGACUGGCACCACGCCGCGCUGCACGACGCCGCCGUCAGCGCGCUCACCCCCGCCGACAAGCGCGCGCAGGACGAGUUCUGGGCGGCGGUCAACGACGUGGUGCAGGAGCAGCAGGUGGAGAGGAGCUGGUAUGAGGAUCUGUAUACGGCGGAGGAGCGCGAGGGGGGCGUGGAGAGGGUGGUGACGGGGUUGGAGAUGGUGGAGGGGGUGCCGGUGCCCGGGGCGCUGAGGUUGGAGGCUAUGUUGAGGUUUAUGGAGACGGGGGUGGCGCCGAGGGAUCAGGCGCCGUUGCCGAGUGGGGUUGUGGGGUUGAAGCGGUAG